AUGAGGACGUUGGGCGCCUUCUUCAACUUCCGGCCGGAGCCCAGGGUGGCGCUGGGGGAUGUCGUGGGCCGGAGGGACGCCAACGGACGCUGGAUGGGCGCCCUCGAGCUGCUGAAGGAUGAGGAGGCCGAGUUCACCGUGCUGCCCGUGACGGUGUCGAGCCCCCGGGAGGAGAUCGUCGACUUCUCGAUCCUUCUGGGCACCACCACCUUCGGAAUCCUCGUCCGCCGCCCCGCCUACGUGCCCAAGCCGGACGCCCUGCUCAGGCCCUUCAACGUGGAUGUGUGGCUCUGGAUCCUGGCCAUGAUGGGCAUAAUGGGGCCCCUCAUCUACCUGAUCAUCCUCCUGCGGGUGCGCCUGUGCCGGGGGGACCCCACGCUUACCCGGACCUUCCCCCUGGACCAGUGCGUGUGGUUCGUCUUCGGGGCCAUGAUGAAGCAGGGCAGCGUGCUCAGUCCGAUCUCAGAUUCGUCCCGCAUCCUGUUCGCAACGUGGUGGCUCUUCAUCACCAUCGUGACUUCCUUCUACACGGCCAACCUGACUGCCUACCUCACCUUCAACAGCCUCGUCCUGCCCAUCGAGAAGGCUGAGGAUCUGGCCAAGUACCCGGACAUCAAAUGGGUGGCCUUUAGGGAUGGCGCCCUGGCCGAUAUCAUCAUGGUGGGUAUGGGGUAUGGGGGUAUCAUCAUGGUGGGUGUGGGGUAUGGGGGUAUCAUCAUGGUGGGUGUGGGUAUGGGGUAUCAUCAUGGUGGGUGUGGGUCUGGGGGUAUCAUCAUGGUGGGUGUGGGGUCUGGGGGUAUCAUCAUGGUGGGUGUGGGUAUGGGUAUCAUCAUGGUGGGUAUGGGUCUGGGGUGUCAUCAUGGUGGGUGUGGGGUAUGGGGUAUCAUCAUGGUGGGUGUGGGGUUGGGGUAUCAUCAUGGUGGGUGUGGGGUCUGGGGUAUCACCAUGGUGGAUAUGGGCUAUGUGGUAUUAUAA
This is a messenger RNA of Penaeus vannamei (Pacific white shrimp), 975 nucleotides long. NCBI's taxonomy places the organism in Eukaryota, Metazoa, Arthropoda, Malacostraca, Decapoda, Penaeidae. The record is from RefSeq and is a predicted model, not a curated record.